Drosophila elegans is the source of this 3450-nucleotide messenger RNA. RefSeq names its product G-protein coupled receptor moody (gene moody). Gene Ontology annotation, cellular component: membrane. Gene Ontology annotation, biological process: G protein-coupled receptor signaling pathway. Lineage: Eukaryota; Metazoa; Arthropoda; Insecta; Diptera; Drosophilidae. The transcript has 5 exons. The record is from RefSeq and is a predicted model, not a curated record. Gene Ontology annotation, molecular function: G protein-coupled receptor activity. The coding region runs from base 780 to 2702 and encodes 640 amino acids.
AAUCCGAUUUCCAUCCGAACCGAGAACGCGGUCGAUACGCAAUUUGUCCGUUACGUUCAACCGCUGCGGAUUGUCUACGCAAUCCAAGUUAUAAACAAAAAGUAACUCCGAUUUCAGUUCGAUUCGAAUGUCAUUCGAUGUCUUUGGUUUAAUCGCAAACGGUUAACCUCUUUGGGAUUUCUUUACCUUUUUGUUGAUGUGAUAAUGUCGAGUGCUGAGUUGGAGCUUGGAUUUAACUCUGGACAACCUGUAACCCUUUUAUUCUCUACCUGAUCUCGCGCGAGUCAAAAGUAUUAGUCAUGAAAGCCGGGGCGGCUUUUGAAUCACCGACAACAACAAUAACAACAAUAAAGGCAGCAGCAGAUUCAGUGGCGUCCCCAAUAAAAACAAAAACCACAACGUUAAAUGAAUAACCCCAGCGAAUGCGAAUGCCGUAAACUGUUUACAUUGCUCACAGCAUUACUCACUCACUCACCUUAACCUGAGCGAAGAAGAGGAAGAAGUUAGAGUGGAGUGGAGUAAAAAGGGGAGCAGUUGAUUUAGAGAUCGCAGCUGCUGCAGUGGUUUCGAUUACGUGAGCAGAAAACAAAUAAACAAGCUAUUUCCCAUCCACUCACCACUACUCACCAUCCCCUCUUGACCACUGAUAACGGAACUGCAGGGGGAGAGAGAGGAGUAGAAAGCAAGGAGAGAGAGAACGGAGAGAGCGGGAGAGAGACCCUUGCGAUCGCUAGAAUCGCUGUGGAUUACCAAAUAACAAACCAAAUUCGACCAGCAGUAUGAGUGACAAGACAACUAUUAGCCUAGACGGCUAUCCUCCCCUGGAGGCACUGACAACUAUGGCUCCAACGGCAGAUGAGAACGGCUUUUCACAGUCGCUUUUGACCUUUGCCGCGGUCAUGACCUUUCUCAUAAUGAUCGUUGGCAUUUGCGGCAACUUGCUGACUGUGGUGGCCCUUCUUAAGUGUCCCAAGGUGCGCAAUGUGGCCGCCGCCUUCAUCAUCAGUCUGUGUAUUGCCGAUCUGCUGUUCUGCGCCCUUGUGCUGCCGUUCCAAGGUCUGCGCUUUGUCCAGGGAACCUGGCGCCAUGGACAGGUAUUGUGCCGCCUGAUUCCCUUCAUCCAGUACGGAAACAUUGGGGUUUCUUUGCUGUGCAUCGCAAUGAUCACAAUCAAUCGGUAUGUGAUGAUCACCCACCACGGACUGUAUGCUAGGAUCUAUAAACGCCACUGGAUUGCGGUUAUGAUCGCAGCCUGCUGGCUGUUCUCCUAUGGCAUGCAACUGCCGACGCUGUUGGGGGAAUGGGGCCGCUUUGGCUAUGACUCGCGCCUUCAGACCUGCUCCAUUAUGACCGACGACCAUGGACACAGCAGCAAGACGACCCUGUUCAUCACUGCCUUUGUCAUUCCCUGUCUGGUGAUCAUUGCCUGCUACGCCAAGAUCUUCUGGGUGGUGCACAAGUCGGAGCAGCGCCUGAAGCGGCAUGCCACCAAGCAGAACUCGAUACCCAACAAUCUGCGUCCGCUGGCCAGCACGGGAUCUGGGGCCCUGCCCUCGGGAGGGGAGUGCCAGCAGCAACCGGGCAACCGAGUCUCCUCGGACAGCAGCAGCAGCUUCUCCACCGAAGUCCCGGAGACGGCGCCCAGUGGCAAACAGCAGCCGACCAGGGUCAAGGAUCAACGCGAGGUGCGGGCCAAGCGAAACGAGUGGCGCAUCACCAAGAUGGUGCUGGCCAUCUUCCUGUCCUUCGUCGUCUGCUACCUGCCCAUUACCAUUGUCAAGGUGGCCGACAAGAAUGUGGAGCACCCCAGCCUGCACAUCUGCAGCUACAUCCUGCUCUACUUGUCGGCCUGCAUCAAUCCGAUCAUCUAUGUCAUCAUGAACAAGCAGUACCGUAAGGCCUACAAGACAGUGGUCUUCUGCCAGCCCGCUCGACUCCUUUUGCCCUUCGGAAAGACCAAUGGCGCCAGCAGCGCUGCAGAGAAAUGGAAAGAUACCGGGUUGAGCAACAACCACAGCCGCACCAUCGUCUCCCAGAUGUCGGGGGGAACGGGAGCGGCGGGAUCGGGAUCGGGAUCGGCAGCACAGAGCACACCGGCAAGCCAGCCAGCAGUCCAGGCGCUGGAGCUGAUGUCGCGCGGACCAGAUCUGAUCAGCAAAUCAAACCUCCCCCCGCUGCCAUCAGUAACGACUCCUCCGCCGCCCUCAGUCCUCACGGCGACGCCAAACCUGCGACUGCCGCUCAAGAAGAACAAUCACUCCUACACCAACAGCGGCUUCAACAGCAGCAGCAGUCCCAGCAGCGGGAUCGGGAUCAGCAGCAGCUCCAUUUACCGGCCCGGAGUUGGAUUACUGGGGAGCGGAUCGGCAUCGAUCCGGCGCAUAACAAUGGUGGGCGACGACAUAAUACUGGAGGAGGAGGAGCUGCCGCCCACGCCGCCGGCGACCUCAGCGCCCACAACGCCGGCACCUCCGCCGCCGUCGUCCUCAGUCCCAACGCAUCCGCUCGCCGUAACCCAAACGGGAACGGUGACGACCGGGACGCCCCACAUCUACAUGAACGUGGACAGCCCGAAGAGAAACCAAUCCUACGCGGAGUGUAAUACAAAUGCCGCAGCACCACCGGGGGAUAAUUCCGGUUCGGCAACCGUCUCCGUUUCAGGCUCCAAGCUGACGGCUAAGAUGAAAUUCCCAAAAGACUAACGAAAUGCUUUAAUUCCAAAAAACGUAGUUUUCAUGCUACUUUCGUUAUAAACAAAAAUAUGCCAGGCAUUGUAAAUCGGUACAAUCGUGAUUGGGUGGUGAAUAUCGUAAACUGGUGAGGAUUCUUUGAAGAACUCACCAGUUCAAUAUCAUAUUCCCCAUAUUGUAAGCAAUUUUUUCUAUAGAUAUUGUAAUUUGAUAUUUAGUAUUUGCCAAAUAACAAAAUAUAGUCGUUAGAACCGUGCCAUAGUUUACGCUUUAGAUUCUGAUUUAUUUUCUAUUUCAAACGUUAUUAUUUCGCAGACCAAUGGAUCCAUUUCUAAUGGAAACAAAUUUUUGUUUAUUUGAUGAUAGUCGAGCUUCGGCUGUUUAUUGUUCUUCCAUCCUAUUAUCGUCUUUCCAAUAUCGUUUCAGUCUAUGCCUGGACCAUGAUUUGAUUUUUCGAAAUCACAUUACACCCUACACUACUUAGUACUAGUUAUAGAUUGUAGAUAUUUAUGAUCGCCCACGCUUAGUAUUAACCCCUGCUGUUUCUACCUUAUAUGCUUACAACUAUACUUUUUCUUAAAACCGGAGUCUUUUACUUUUUUUCACUAUUUUCAACACAAACAUUCCUUUCCAACGUAGGCCUUUGUAAAUGAACCUAUUGUUAGUCCACCACAAGCACUCCAUUCGAAAGACGAUAGAAGCAAAUCGAAUAUGAAUAUAAACAUAAAUGUUUACAAAAAUAAACAACACUUGUAAUUUA